Messenger RNA from Iphiclides podalirius (scarce swallowtail), 4455 nucleotides. The record is from the annotation of a GenBank genome assembly. Lineage: Eukaryota; Metazoa; Arthropoda; Insecta; Lepidoptera; Papilionidae.
AUGAACAAUAUGCGGGGACCGCAGGCGGUGUGCGGCGCUGUGCAGGCAGAGGCGCUGGUGGUGCUGGGCAACCACAAGGCGGCCUCGGUGCGCGCCGCGCUGGUGCAGUGCGUGUGCGCGCUGCAGCGGCGCGCGCCCCACGCCCUGCGCACCGCCACCACCACCACCACCACCACCACCGCCGCCGCCGCCCACCACUACUACCUGCACCUCGCGGACCAGAUUUCCUUAUAUCCCGGUUCGUGGGAACUGGCGACGGCGUGCGCCUCUCUGCUCACUAAAUGCGACGUUCCGCUUGAAGAUCAACUCGACGACGACAUCUGGAUGGAUAUGGACGAGGACGCGGUUCAGCGAAGCGCUCCACUGCUUGCCCUGCUACCGGUCUGCCUCCAUCUGCCGCAGCUCGCCCACACAAUCUCUCUGCUACUACGCCGCCUCAUCGACAAGGCGCCGUUGAAGGCCAUCGUGGAGGUGGCGCUGGUGGAGGUGGUGGUGCGCACCGUCCGCGAAGUGGGCCGCAUGGAGGCCGGCUUCGACGGCCGGGACCUGCUGCUCGAGGACCUCUACGAGCUGCUCGGCAAGGUGGCCAUCAAGGCGCUCGCCAACAACCAUAGCAUGCAGACGGCGGCGGAGAUACACCUGCAGCUGCGCUACGCGGCCCUUUCGGCGCGCGGGCGCGGCGCGGCCGGCGUGCGGCGCGCGGCGCGCGGGGCCGAGCGCGCGCUCUUCGCCGCGCAGCUGGACCACCUCGAGGCGCGCCUCGCCCAGCACGCCGCGCAGGCGCGCAGCACCAACUACUUCGCCCACGGUGCGUCGAGCGGCGAGGCGCGCGCGGCCGCGGCGAGGCGUGCGCGCGCUACGCGGCCGUGGUGGCGCGCGCGCUCGCCUUCCUGCUGGCGCGCUCGCCGCGCGGCGCGCUCCACGACGACCUGCCGCUCUUCUGCCGGCUGCUCGACACGCUGCUGCGAGGAGUGCGGCGAGCAGCGCGGCAGGUGGUGGGCGGGCUGGGGCGCCGAGUGCGCGGCGCAGCUGCAGGAGCUGUUCUGGUGGGCCGGCAGCCCGGCGGCGGGCGCGCGCGCGCUGCAGCCCGCCCUGCUGCGCGCCCUCUACCGCGCGGAGCGCACCGCCCUCGCCCACCUGGCGCCCCGGGACCCCACCGCCAUGCGCAAGCUGGCCGUGUACCUGCUGACGAUGCUGCAGCACAUCCACGCGGCGGGCGCGGGCGUGGAGCUGGCCAUCACGGACUGGGCGCGCGGCUGGGCCGUGGCCACGCAGGCCGAGCUGGCCGAGCGGCCGCCGCGCGACGCGCUGCCGAAGGAGGCCGAGCGCUUCCUCCGCGAGGACGAGGAGCGCUGGCGCAAGGCGGCCGACGGGCCCAGGCAGCGCGCCGCGCUCGGCAAGGCGGUGUUCGCGCGCGAGGCGCUAGCGGCGCGCUGCACGGAGAGCGCCAUGGCGGCCACGCGCCGCGUCGUGGAGGCGCAGAACGCCGAGCGCAAGGCCUUCCUGGAGCAUCUGCGCCGCGCGCACGCCGCAACCGCCGCCGCCGCCGCCCGCUGGCGCCGCCUCGUCGACGAGCACACGCACGAGCGCGGUACGGCCCCUGCCGCCCCUCCGAUCCCCUUGCCCCGCCCCGCCCCGCACCGCACUGACCGUCGCGCCCCCGCAGGCGUGUGGCACAGCGCGCGCGGCUGGCCGGCGGCCUGGCAGCUGGACAGCACGGAGGGCCCGGGCCGCGUGCGCGUGCGCCUGCGCCGCGCCCACCUGCGCGUGCCGGCGCGCUGCCUGCAGCCGCACGCGCGCCACAAGGCGGAGGGCGGGCGGCAGGGCGGGCCGCUGCGGGGCGUGCUGGGCGCGCUGGCCGAGGGCGCGGCGCCCGGCGGGCUGGCGGCGCUGUUGCACCUCUCCGAGACCGUGGCCUUCAUGGCGCGCGUGCACCACGUCACCGUGGCCAGCGAGACGCCCGGCGAGCUGCUGCUCAGCGACAGGUGCAUCCACUUCGUGCCGGAGGUGGCGGACGAGGACGAGGACGAGGGCGGCGGUGCGGAGGAGGAGCGUGCGGCGCAGAGCUGGGCGCUGAGCGGCGUGGCGCGCGUGAGUGCGCGCCGCUGGUGCCUGCAGGAGCGCGCCUGCGAGCUGUUCCUGCUCUCGGGGCGCGCGCACCUGCUGGCCUUCGCCGGCACGGCCGAGCGCGACGCCUUCCUGCGCGCGCUCGACGCCGCCCACCUGCCCAACAGGACGGAGCAGCCGACCCUCUCGGAGGUGAUGAACCAGUGGCGCAACGGCACCAUCACCAACUGGGAGUACCUGAUGGCUCUCAACGACCUCGCGGGCCGCUCCUACAACGACCUCAUGCAGUACCCGGUGCUGCCCUUCAUCAUUGCAGACUACACUUCCAAGAUCCUCGACCUGAACGAUCCCGCCUCGUUCCGCGACCUCAGCAAGCCGAUGGCCGUGCAGAACAAGAAGAGGGAGCAGCACUACAUAAACACUUAUAACGACCUGAAGGCGGCCCGUCGCGAGGGCUGCAGCCCGCUGCUCUCGCGCCAGCCGCACCACUACGCCUCGCUCUACUCCAACUCGGGCGGCGUGCUGCACUACCUGGUGCGCCUGCCGCCCUUCACCGAGCUCUUCCUCAACUACCAAGAUAACAACUUCGACAUGCCGGACCGUACGUUCCACUCGCUGGCGACCACAUGGCGGCUCAUCACCAACGACUCGCCGACGGACGUGAAGGAGCUCAUCCCGGAGCUGUUCUACCUGCCGGAGCUGUUCUACAACAACGAGGGGCUGGAGCUGGGCGUGCGGCAGUGCGGCGCGCGCGUGGACGACGUGGAGCUGCCGCGCUGGGCGGCCGACGCGCGCCUCUUCACGCUGGCGCACCGGCAGGCGCUGGAGGCGCCGCUGGUCACCGAGCGCCUGCCGCUCUGGAUCGACCUGGUCUUCGGCUACAAGCAGACCGGCCAGCCCGCCGUCGACGCCAUCAACGUGUUCCCGGCAUGCACGUACUACGGGUUCGACCCGAGCGCGCUCGAGGACGAGGUGGACCGCACGGCGGCGGCGGCGAUGGUGCGCACGUACGGGCAGGCGCCGCGGCAGCUGCUGCGCGCGCCGCACCCGCACGCCGCGGCCGAGCUGGCGCCCGCGGCCGCGCCGCGCGCGCCGCCCCACGCCCGUGGCGGGCGUGGGCGGCCUGCGCUGGGGCCGCUACGCCGGCUCGCCCGCCAUGCCCGCCCCCGCCGUGGCGGCGCGCCGCCUCUGCGCGGGCGCCGCGCGCCUGGCGCCGCUGCCCCGGCCGCACGCGCGCGCCGCCGCCGCGCUGCCGCCGCGCACCGCGCUGCUGCCCACGCCCCACGGAACUCCCCUGAAUUCACUGAUCAGAAGCCAAGGGAGCCAGAAGAGCCACUCAGUACGUUUCAGCCGCGGAGUCACUCCUCUCGGCAGUCCUCUAUCCUCGCUGCCCCACCACUAAAGACGGUGGGGCCUCACAGUACAGUCCGGUCCAACGUAGAGGAGGGGCAGGCGGGGGGCGGCGUGGCGCUGCUGACGUGGGGGCACGCGGACGGCACGCUGCGGCUGCGCAGGCGCCGCGACGCCCCGCCCGAGCCGCUGCUGCACGUGCACGCCAUCGACCAGGUGACAACGGUGUGCACGUCGAGCGCGGGCGGCGCGUGGGCGUGGGCCGCGUUCGUGGGGCUGGCGUCGGGGCGCGUGCUGGCGCUGCGCGCGCCCCACGCCCAGGCCCAGGCCCACGCCCACGCGGGCCGCGCCGUGCGCCAGCUGCUGGGCCACCGCGCGCCCGUGGCCGCGCUGUGCGCCUGCUCGCCCGCCGCGCUGCUCGUCUCCGCCGACCGCGACGGCCUGCUGCUGCUCUGGGACCUCAACCGGCUGACGUACAUCCGCACGCUGCCGAACCGCGAGCGGCUGCCGGUGACGCAGGUGGCGGUGAGCGAGACGCUGGCCGACGUGGCCACCGUGCACGAGCUGGGGGCGAGGCGCGAGGCGGCGCUGGGGCCCGGCGCCGCGCAGGCCGACGCCGCCGACGCCGCCGACGCCGCCGACGCCGCCGGCGACAUCGACGCCUACGAGCGCGACGCCGCGCGCAGCCACCGCUCGCUCAUCCGCGUGCACACCGUCAACGGACGCUUCGUCGGCAGCGUGAAGGUGUCGGAGACGGUGACGUGCGUGUGCUACUCGAACGCGCCGGAGGGCGCCAGCGUCAACUGCGUGGCGGCGGGGCUGCGCUCGGGCGAGGUGCGGCUGUUCAGCAGCUGGGACCUGCGGCCGCUGCGCGCGCUGGCGCCGCCGGAGGGCGCGCCCGCGCUGCUGGCGCUGGCCUUCGGCGCCGACUCGCAGCUGCUCUUCGCCUGCCACGCCGGCGGCCUGCUGCUGGCCUGGGAGUCGGACCAGCACCCGCGCGCCCCCCCGCCGCGCAUCCUCUCCGCGCACGCCCUGCUC